CAACAAACCCACAGCUCCUCGCAGCCCCGGUGCAGCCCAUUCCACCCAGACCAACGGUGCUGCAGCAGGUGGAAGCACGGCCGGUCUUCACACUCUCACCGACAUGGAGUACCGACAACUUAUCAACCUUCUGGGCUCAGUCAAAAUGGCGUCUUCCCAACCUUCAGACACACAGCCGCUCGAAGGUAAUAUCACGGCUUUUUCUCGAUCAUGGAUUCUUGAUUCGGGAGCUUCGGAGCACAUGACUGGGCACUUGGAACUCCUAACAAAUUGCACGCCCAUCCGAGGACCAUGUCCCAUCACGACAGCAAAUGGAACAAAUUCUCAUGCAACCUUUCGUGGAACCGUUUCAUUUAGCCCAAUUUUUAAAUUACAUAACGUUUUAUACAUACCCGGCUUCACUUGCAACUUGAUCUCUAUUGGAAAGAUUGUGAUGGAUUUAAACUGUUACGUGACUUUUCGUUCGUCUCAAUGUUUUUUUCAGGACCUCACCUCGAAGACGUUGAUUGGAGCGGGUAAGCUACAAGGGAGGGUCUAUCGCAUCGAGCCGAGUGACGUGUUUGCCGCAGCCACUGUGACCAACUCUCCAGGUUCGAUUCGAGUAACACCCGAGAUGUGGCACCGGCGUUUAGGUCAUCCCUCCCACAAGAUUUUACAUUUAGUUUCCUCUACUCUUGUUAAUAAGGAUCAUGAGAAUCCAUGCGAUGCUU
This is a messenger RNA of Striga hermonthica, 710 nucleotides long. NCBI's taxonomy places the organism in Eukaryota, Viridiplantae, Streptophyta, Magnoliopsida, Lamiales, Orobanchaceae. The record is from the annotation of a GenBank genome assembly.